UUUGUCGCGGGCCUUGUGUGUUCUCGUUCUUGUUUUUAUGAAAACGGUGUAAGGGAUGCUGUGUUCCUCCUGGUGCGGGUUUUGAGGGCUUCAUUGAGACUUAUGUGCAGGUUGUAUCAGCUGUUCUGCUGGAUACAGAGAGUGUUGCGUUGCUGUUUGUGUUGCAGAGAGAGAGAGAGAGAGAGAGAGCAGCUCGGCUAUCAUGGCUCCUCUGUUGCGAGAAGGCGGCGGAGAGGUGGAGUGUGUGAAAACUGGUCAUGUCAGGACAGAGAAAAGGAGCUUCAGCACGUCUUCGAAAAUGUGCCUUCUGUAGAACCAACAGAGAUAAGGAGUGUGGUCAGUUACUGGUGGCAGAGAGCCACAGGGUGGCAGCCCACCACAAGUGCAUGCUAUUUUCAUCAGCCUUGGUCACGUCUCAUUCAGACAGUGAAAACAUUGGAGGCUUUUCUAUUGAAGAUGUGAAGAAGGAGAUAAAAAGAGGAAAUAAACUAAUGUGCACUUCCUGUCACCGGCCUGGGGCGACCAUCGGCUGUGAUGUAAAGACGUGUAGACGGACAUACCAUUACUAUUGUGCUCUAUGGGAUAAAGCCCAGACCAAGGAGAAUCCCUCUCAAGGCAUCUAUCUUGUUUACUGUCGCAAACACAGAGAUGCCUCUCAAGAUGGCAGUGAUGAUGAACAGGGAGUUGCAGGCAACGAUUCGGAUUCAUCUCCACCGAGGAGCAGAGGAAGGGGGCGUUUCGAGAAAAGCAGAAUCAGAGGUGUGUCUCGCGGACAGUCAGAUGACACUCGAUCCACGUCGUCGCAAGGCAAUGAUGAUACAGAAAGCUCCUCGCAUCGGGACCGGUCUCCUCUUAGAGGCAGCCCUGGUGAUUCUGGUCUUCGAUGUGGUUUUUGUCAUGCCGGUGAAGAGGAGAAUGAAACGCGUGGUGUGCUACACUCCGACAAUGCCAAGAAAGUUGCUGCUCACUACAAAUGCAUGCUUUUUUCUUCGGGUACUGUCCAGCUAACUACCAGCUCACGUGCCGAAUUCGGGAACUUUGACAUUAAAACAGUCAUCCAGGAAAUCAAGAGAGGAAAAAGAAUGAAAUGCACGCUCUGUGCCCAACUUGGAGCCACCAUUGGAUGUGAAAUAAAAGCCUGCGUGAAGACCUACCAUUAUCACUGUGGCCUGCAAGACAAGGCCAAAUACAUAGAGAAUAUGGCGAGAGGAAUUUACAAGCUGUAUUGUAAGAAUCACAGUGGAAAUGAGGAAAGGGAUGAGGAAGAUGAGGAGAGGGAAAGUCGCAGUAGAGAGAAAGCUGCUAUUGACAAUAGAGCAGAUCCUCCAUCGCAGGUCAACGGCAACUAGGAGAGAUGGCGCAUGAAGACGGAAGACAUGACGGGGAUAAAAGAAAUAUUUUUGUAUAAUCCUCAACUAGAAACUAGGGGCCAGCUCACGAUAUCUUCAGUUUUCCUCUCUUUGACAGUAUUUCAUGGACAUUGUGAGUGAGAAUGUAAGUUCAAUAUCAGAUGAUAUCGAUAUGUUACUGCAGUGUAAACCAUAACUUAGCUGGAUAGGUUUUAUUUAAACAUAUGGUAUAUUAAUACUUCAGACCAUAUGAUUGGACGGCUGGAACAGUGUCAUCUGUUUGUGCUCGACCCUCCACUUUCCUCUUUGGCUGGACCCACUCUGAGAAAGACUGAUCCUGGACUGUUUAUAGCGCAUCUCUUUCAAACCAUCAUGUUUAAUAAGCCUUUUAAAGUACUCCUUCAUGAAACCUCUCUUUCUUUUCCCCCUUUCUGUCUCUCUCUUUCAACAUGUAUUAUAUUUUAUUACUGUAUUAUACUCAUGAGUAAUAUUGGAUAUCUGUGGUUUUCUUUAUAGUACUGAACAGGAUUAAAGAACAUUGGCUAGCAUGCACUUUUCUUUA
Messenger RNA from Danio aesculapii, 1911 nucleotides. It is a transcript of the gene phf6, whose product is annotated as PHD finger protein 6. NCBI's taxonomy places the organism in Eukaryota, Metazoa, Chordata, Actinopteri, Cypriniformes, Danionidae. The transcript has 11 exons. Gene Ontology annotation, cellular component: nucleus. The record is from RefSeq and is a predicted model, not a curated record. Bases 258 to 1349 code for a protein of 363 amino acids.